Messenger RNA from Kwoniella botswanensis, 267 nucleotides. RefSeq lists its product as uncharacterized. The record is from RefSeq and is a predicted model, not a curated record. NCBI's taxonomy places the organism in Eukaryota, Fungi, Basidiomycota, Tremellomycetes, Tremellales, Cryptococcaceae. The coding region runs from base 1 to 267 and encodes 88 amino acids. The transcript has 2 exons.
AUGUCUUCCCAAAACACAUCGACCAUCGACGAAGCCACUCGUGCGGAUUUAUUAGAAAUUAUACACAGAUAUACUACCAGUAACGGCAGUAUGACUUUGCUCGAAGCGUAUGAUCAGUCUAACGUCAAAAGUCAAUUUGAGGAGUCCAAACGCACUAAAGAUGCUGCAAGCUAUGCUGAUGCCGGUAGGAGAUGCUGUGACGUCCUCCAGGAACUUUACAAAGCCUUAGACAAGGGUGGAAACUCGUUGAAUUCAGCUGCUGAGUAG